Molecule: messenger RNA, 1224 nt
Organism: Lottia gigantea (owl limpet)
Lineage: Eukaryota; Metazoa; Mollusca; Gastropoda; Lottiidae
Exons: 12
Biological process (GO): retrograde protein transport, ER to cytosol; endoplasmic reticulum unfolded protein response
Cellular component (GO): endoplasmic reticulum lumen
Source: RefSeq, a predicted model, not a curated record
GAUGAUAAUAAUGUAUUUAUAGUAACAAAUAAUGCUGAAAAAUAUCAGUGUAUUUUACCAGAGUCAGAGGAAAAAAGACAAGAAAACAGUAAAAAUUAUGAUGGCCCUACUCCAGAUGAAUUAAUGGAAGCUCUUUUUAGCCAGAAUAGUUGUUCUUACAGGAUUGAAAGUUAUUGGACGUAUGAAUUAUGUCACAUGAAACACUUACGUCAAUAUCACGAAACUAAGGAGCCAGGAAAGGCAAAGAUUAAUCAUGAAUUUUAUUUUAUUGCAGAAAAUGAGGACGAAGAAAAUACUGAAGAUGGUGCUAAAAAAUACAAACUACCACAAAAAAAAAUAGAUGGUAUAGAGUUACCGUAUUAUGAAGUCAAUAUGACAGAAGGUACUAACUGUGACUUGUUAAAGGCUCCACGACGUACUAGACUACUUUAUGUCUGUCAACCUGAGGGUCACGGUGAGGUUUAUGACAUCAAGGAAUCAUCAACUUGUGAAUAUGAAAUCAUAGUUUUAACUAAUGUACUAUGUCGUCAUCCAGAUUUUAGACCAAAGAAUCCCCCAGUAAAUGAAAUCCAAUGUCAUUCAUUAGAACGCUCUCCAGAAAGACCUCAAGCCAUGGAUAAUUUGGAGUCAACUUCUAAAAUUUCUUAUACUCAAGAAGAUGCUCAGGUUACAUCUCAAGAUGGUAAAACUAUAGAACAAGUUAAAGUUUAUCGAACACCUCAAGCAAGUCCUCCCCCUACUCCUAAUCUCGGUUCUAAUACUGAUAAACAAGUUCUACGUGAUUUCCUCAUUGGUGAUUAUUGUUUACAAGGGGGCACAGGUUGGUGGAAACAUGAGUUUUGUUAUGGAAAACACGCCAGACAAUACCAUGAUGGUACAGAAGGACGACAAGUCAUCUAUCUUGGUCAUUGGAAUUAUCAAAAACAUUUACAAUGGUUACUAAAACAUCCUUCUAAAAGACCUAAAGAAAUUGGCUCUAGAAAAUUUGUAUCAUUAAUGUAUACAGAUGGAGAUGUAUGUGAUAUAAAUGGUGAUAAAAGAGUAGUGGAAGUCAGAUUAAAAUGUAUAGUUAAUGAGCAACAUCCCCAUGCUGUAGCUUUAUAUUUAAUGGAGCCCAGUCCUUGUACCUAUGUUUUAGGGAUUGAGUCACCAUUGUUUUGUAGUUUAUUAGAUAAAGCUGAUAAUGAUGGUAUCUUUAAACAAGAAGAAAUUGAAAAUUUAUAA